This is a messenger RNA of Scaptodrosophila lebanonensis, 597 nucleotides long. Its product is annotated as sarcocystatin-A-like. NCBI's taxonomy places the organism in Eukaryota, Metazoa, Arthropoda, Insecta, Diptera, Drosophilidae. The record is from RefSeq and is a predicted model, not a curated record. Gene Ontology annotation, molecular function: cysteine-type endopeptidase inhibitor activity. The transcript has 3 exons. Bases 63 to 428 code for a protein of 121 amino acids.
UCCGGAUUGCAGUAGAACGCUCAGUAUAAAACUGCUGUCCGUGCCGUACACAAGGUGUCGAAAUGUUCUCUUCCAAGGUGAUUGUUGUUCUGGGCUUGGCCCUAACCAUUGUCGCAGCCAACGUUCCCGGUGCUCCACGCGUACUCACUGGAGAUGAUUUGAAAGACGCUGAGAACACUUUGAAUAGCUCUCUGCAGAAAUUGGCGAGUGGUGAUGGUCCCAAUUACCAAUUGGGUAAAAUUAUUUCGGCCACUCGCCAAGUUGUGUCUGGUAGCCUCUAUAAAUAUGAAGUCGAGCUUGUGGACGGUAACAAGGCCACAAAGAAGUGCAAUGUCAGCAUUUGGUCUCAGCCCUGGUUGGAUAACGGCAUUGAGGUUUCCUUUGAAUGUCCCGGCGAGGAUAAGGUGGUAAAGAAGCACAGCGCUUGAGCGUCUUGCUGAAAGUUCUAAUCAAAAACGAGCUAAAAUGAUCAAAUAAAAUGUGAUUUGUUGACUUAUGACGCCAGAACUUUUGUUGUUCCAGUUUAAAUUUAACAAGUCGUUGGACCAAUUAUCACUAUUAGUGCGUCAGCAAAUACAAUUGUUUAUACAACUUAAA